Orbicella faveolata is the source of this 3122-nucleotide messenger RNA. RefSeq lists its product as uncharacterized. Gene Ontology annotation, cellular component: vacuole; membrane. The record is from RefSeq and is a predicted model, not a curated record. Gene Ontology annotation, biological process: regulation of intracellular pH. NCBI's taxonomy places the organism in Eukaryota, Metazoa, Cnidaria, Anthozoa, Scleractinia, Merulinidae.
AUAUAUUUGCACAGACAUCAACAAUGACAAUAACUGAACAGCUAUUAGAAAUUAAUUUCGCUUACCGUUUGAUUUUUUCCCCUUUCUUAGAUCGGCCAGUUUUGAUCACUCACCUAUUAGGCUGAAGUAUCGCCCACGUUGUGGACCAAAACUCAGCUCAAUGUUGGGAGUUACUUGAAUGAUCUGCAAUUAAGGCUGUGUUCACACUUGGUGCCGGAGCACUAGUGCCUGGCACUUGCACAAAAUAACGGUGCGUUCAGACACUGGGUACUCACAAGUACCCAAGUACCAUUUAAGUGCCCGAGUACAAGGUUGAGACCUUGUACCCAAGCUCUGGCACUGUGCCUGAAUUCUGGUGUGAGUAUGAUUAAAGAUUAAAGAUUAAAGAAAAAAGGUUUGUUCACAUUAGUACACAGCAAGAAUGGGUUCUCUGGCACCGUGCUCGGCCAUCAAGUGUGAACGUAGCCUAAGACACACUCUGACACAUAUGCUGCCGGAGCUUCUCCCGGUUUAAACGUUUCUGUAGAAGUGAAUCUAGAAGGGUAGUGAGUAGUGCUGCUCCCUCCAUAACUACUGGUCGGUUCUCAUUGAAACUCGUGGCUGAGUGAGUGUUACUGUGGGCAAUGACCCGCCUGGGUAGUGUUCGAACCCGCGAGUCACUAGAUCUAGAGUCAUUUUGUGACUGGCUUACCCAAGUAAAUCUGUAACAGGAAGAUAGCAGAAAAAACAACAAUAAAACCAGUCUCUAUUACAAUAAUGGCAAAGAUCUAAGCAAUCUUCAUUAUUCCUGCCAAUACCGGUAUAAAGGAUCUAUUUACGUAGCUUUGAACAUUUAUUUAAGUACUGAGUGAAGUUUGCUUCUUCCUUAGAAAAAUGUGUAAUUUCCUCUCUCUUUAACCAAGACAUGCUCUUUACUCUGAAUAAUUCGAUGCGCUUCUGAUUAAGGGAAAACUAGCCUGCGUGAUAAGCAGUGGACACCGCCGGGACUGAUUAAAAGAGCGACACGUCCCACAGCAUCGCAAGUCGGGGAAAACAUAAUGCUCAGUGAUUUGGAAAGUUUGAAUAGAACUUAUGCAAAUUUGUUGGUUCAUGACAGUGAAUUGAUUGAAAAAUUUGAUUGCUUCACUAGUCAGAUGGAACGAUUCAAUUAUGGCAAAGAGAGCUGUGAGCUCUGUAUGCUUACUUUUCUAGGACGUUAGCAGUUACAAAAGCGCCACGACUGUGUCGCGUAAUUAAUUGGAACAUGUCGGAAUCCAGCAAAAGCCAAACAACAGCUCUGUCAGUAGCUAACGACUGUGAUGGGAUUAAACUCAACAACGGACAGGAACGCGAGCGACUGCGCACAAUCACAGCGUUUUUCAUUUUUGGAACUUUGAUUUACGCAACAUAUUCCUUAGUCAUCGUUGGUGCUCAAGAUAUUCUAGCGGGAACGUCAAUUCCAACUUCUAUAUCUCUCAUCGCAUUGGUUACACCGGGUUUUCUUGUUACUUUAAUCGCGCCUUAUUUCAUGCAUAACAUUCCGUAUAUUGCUCGCAUAAUGACGUUUUGUUGUACGGGAAUCGGUGGUUUUCUCAUGCUAGUGUUUGCCAAGCAAGUUCAUUGGAAAUUAAUCGGAGUUGGGAUUGUGUCGUUUGGAAGCAAUUUUAGUGAAAUCACUAUUUUGGCUCUCUCGUCGUUUUAUCACGAAGCAACGUCGACAGCCUUUUCUGCCGGAACGGGGGUAGGAUAUUUGAUAGCUCCCUUAUAUUAUACAGCCAUGACAACUUGGGCCUGUGUUUCACCAAGUGUAACAAUUUUAAUCAUGGCGACCAUGUUGCUUCUGGGCUUUGUCUGCUACUACGUCAUGGACAAGAAGCAUUUAGAGUCUCCCAGUCCUGCAACGGAUGAACAUGCCGGAGUAGAGUACAGUGUCCUUAAUACUCAAGAUGAUGGAUGUCAGAACUCCAAAAGAGACGACAACAACAGCGUGGAAUCAACAGAGGAGAACAGCAAUGAUGUUGGCUCUCUCUCUUGUCAAAAGAUAUUUAUGAUCAUUCGUCAGAUGCUGCCUGGUCUGAUAUCGAUUUAUACUGCAUUUUUCUCGGAAUAUAUGAUCAUUCAAUCCGUCGUUACAACACUAGCUUUUCCCCACGCUCCCUUCAAACCACGUGACCACUAUCAGUAUUACAUCUUUGUUCUCAUGGGGGGUGAGGUGGUGGGAAGGUCAUAUCUUGUGGCAUUGUCCUAUGUCAAACCAGAAUGGGCAGAAGAAGCUAAAUUCCCAUAUCUUUGGGUUCCCUCGACAAUAGAAGCCACGCUUCUUCUGUUCUUCGUCCUGGCGGCCUGGUACCGAUUUUUACUGAGUGUGUGGAUCGUUUUGCUGCUGGUAUUUGCCAGUGGUGCAGUGGUUGGUGUUACCUAUGUUAAUGCAGUAACGUACUUUAGGGAUAGCUUCAAGGACCGUGAUAAGGAGUUCGCCAUGGGGUUCUUCCUUGUGGCCAUAACUGGGGGCGUUUUUGCUUCUGCUUUGUUAGGCCUUUACGUUGAGCCUAUCUUACGCGAGCACUGCACAAUGUUUACAAACAACAGCGACUUUUGCUUUACAAGAUCAAAGUCCUUAGAUCGUUUUACUUCAACAUGUACUAAAAUAACCUGAUUAACUGAUUAAAAAGCCGUUGUCACGUACAUACAAUUGUUUGUCAUUUGCUAUUAUUUUUCUACUGAACUAGACUCGUCAGGACUGAGUAUCACCUCAACUCGAGACAAGUAGAAAUCAUUGUGGUCUUGUGUUAUCCCUCCCGGGUGAGGUUGGUCCUUCAAAGGAACUUGUUUGGUUGCGAUCGAUUUUGACAAACUAAGCGGAAAUCAUCUUUAGAAUGAAAAUCUUUUUCUCCGCGUUGUGACAAUUAUCAUAAUUUGCGUUACUUAAUGAUUGAGUCAAUAAAUUAAUCAUAUUCCCUCAUUUAUGAACUCUCACUAACAGGCCAUUUUCCAAGUUCUGUUUCAAAACGAGUCAUGACUCACUCGAUCAUUUUGAGACAGAGGAAGAAGACGAUUUGGAAAGUACUUAUUGCACGGCUGGCGCUACUUGAAAAUUUUGGCCACGUCCACACCACGCCGGAGGAAUUAAAAAACUCAACAAU